ACUGAAGUGGAAAACAGCACGGGUGAUCUCUCGAUAGCACAAUAAUCAAGUUUAUUAAGAAAUAGCAUAGUUUAAAAUACAAAAGUAAUCGAACACUAUAUAAAGGACUAGUGAUGCUAAAGUAUGUGAUGAAGUUAUCAAUCGGAAUUACCACUGACAGCGCUUAGGAUGAAAACAAACACUUAAACCACUAAUGUGGGACUGAUCAGCUGGUAUAUUGCAGUUGGUGCUGCAAUGCUCUGUCCUUUGGAGGCGACAUUGGAAGAGGUGCCGACACAGUUUCAGUGCAACGCUGACAAAAAAAGUGACCGAAUACGACUGUACCUGGGAUUAAAAAAUUUAAAAAUCAGCUGCUAUUUGCAAAAUGAUUACAGCAAUUCUGAAAACCAGGACAUUUUCUCGACUCUGUAUACCUCAAAGGGACUCGCACCAAGUCUGAAGCUUUAUAAUAGGACCCAUGCAGUUGUCUUCAAUUUUCAGAUGAGCCUGAAUACGACCACAUGGAGCAUUGACAUCCCCCGCAAUCACAUCACACUUAAUGCAGAUGUGGCUCCUGUGGAUGAGUGGUAUUUGCAAUUCAAAAUGCAUCACGGAUUGGACAUAUUCAGCACUGAAGGCACCCUCCUGGACACAGUUCGAGAGCCUCUCCUUCAGUGGACAAUUGGGACCCCAAUCUCUUACUCCGAGGUUGGCACUUUCAUCAACAAUGCGGUGAACCUCCAAGUUUCAAAAAGCCCAUGCUCUAAUGAUGUAGCCAUCUUGGCUCCAAUAUUUGCACCCCAAACAUCAGCAGGUUGUGUGACACUGUCUUUCAUAUUUGUUUUUACACCCAUUAAAAUAUCCUGUCUUUUGUGUGUUUCAGACUGUAAUGGACUGGCAGUCGCUGAUAUCACUCUGACCAGCUUUAAUUUGCUAAUCCUGACCACUAGGGGUCUCUUCAUUAGUGAGGAUCUGACAUCCCCAGUAAAAAGCAAUUUAGAUUUCAAAAAAUUGGAUUUACCCAUUUCAACUGAGGUCAGUGAUAAAGCCGAUAUAACGUGGUUGAAUUCUAAAAAUAAGAAAUAUGAGCACUCCUUUAAAUACUGGAUUUAUUUAUACACAGUGAAAACAAGAGUAAUCAGAAUCUGGAGAAACACGGUCUGUAUUUUCUUAUAUCCAUAUUUUUGUAUAUCCAUACUUCUCAGCUGUUGCAGAAAUACAUGGAAUAUUUAUUUAAUGAACAUUAAUCUUCUUUUUUUUCUUUUAAAGGUGGAUCAUUCCCAUUACACAUUGUUGUACACUCCUUUAUGUCCCUCUAACGUGGAGAGUUUCCAUGAGGGUUAUUUAAGCCUGACAUCCAGCAAGCAGAAUGCCAAUUACCAGAACUUGCCAUGUCUCUACAGCACUGAUCCCUUCACAGAUUGGUAUAGAUGUCUACAACACGGAAAUAGUUCUGCUUCCCUUAUUUACGAUUCUCAACAAGAUACUGGAAUAGUUCUGUCCUUAAAUAAGAACCAGGGUUUCGUGUCAGUGUACUCGAUGAUAAACUCUCAGUUGAACGAAAAGGUCAAGUUUUCACCAUUCCAGUUUGAAUUUCUUCCAGAAGGAAUGUCCUUCGACCCAAGCAGUCAUCAGCUUUAUGUCUACGGAGCAGAGGUGUGGUCUUCAGAAGAUGGAGGCAACACAUUUAAAAAGAUCAUUAGUUUGGCCAGUGAAAAGUUUGUGAAGUUAAUUUUGUGUGUUCACAAACAGGCAGUGGUAUUUGUAACAAAUUACGGCAACAUCUACUUCAGCAAGACAGGUUCGUUGAGAUACAGCAAGCUGAACAAGACAAAAUCAGAAUUCUCAACCCUGUACUGUGAUCACCUGGGCAAUUUAAUCCUCCUGGCUUUAGACGCACACAGUCCAAAUGGACUGAAAGUGGAAAACAUCAACCCAGCUUCAUUGAUGAUGGAUGAUGACUUGGGCUUUGACAGACCCCUUGCCCUUCAAUAUAUCAGGGACAAGACAGCACUGUUUCACGAAUUCGGUCCUUAUCUUGCAAAUCCGUCCGCUGCUGACUCAACUCCCAAGCUCUCCAACUCCUAUAUUGGCAAACUGAUACAACUAAGUUCAGGUGGAAGGGGUGUGAUAACAGAAGUCUACACGACUCACAUAUCUAAUAAAUUCUUGGCUGUUGCUGUUGUGGAUAUACUGGAGACGUUUAAUGGUGAACCUUUAAUCACAGACCCAAAUCAGAGUUACUCACUUACUGUUCGUGACGUAUCAAACAGUAGUGUUGAUAUACAAUUGUAUAACACUGAUUCUACUGAUGGCUUUCAGCUGACGGAUAUUGGGAAAACAAUAGUGAUUCCAGGCACCAGCAGCUUUUUAAUCACUGAUGUGGUAAAUUCCAACAGUGUCAUUGCAGUUUCCACAAUGCCAAAAUUGGUGCGUAAAGAUAAAACCUACAACCAAGCACAGUGGAUGCUGUUUAACUUUGGCUCUGGGUAUGAAAGAACAUGGAGGAUUACGGAGGGGGAGUGCAGGCACAGUCUGCAGUUUUUUGGUGAUUUUGACACAAAUUCUCUGUUGUACAUCGUAAUCCAAGAAACGAUGAGCUUCAGCUUCAAGGCUUCAGUCUCUGAGUCAGGUAUGUCUUAUUUUCAAAAGAAGCUCAUGAAAGUGAUUGUAGGGAAUCCUUCACUUCUGAAAGUGACAGCUGCUCAUAGCUGGGACACCUUAGGCAACCACAUUCUGAACAUUACUGUCUUCAGCAUGUUUUUUCAAAAGGGCAUGACUACAAUAUCUGUAUAUGUUCCAGAGGCCUCCCUGCUCUGCUCCUUGUCCAGCUUCACAUUCAGCCUGCAGAACUCCUGCCCGACCAGCAUGCGUAUCAAGUACAUUCCAGAUAGGUUAAUUAGCGCUGAUGAGUGGCAGUAUGGCAAUCCAGUUGACUCCAUGGGCAAUAAACUGCUGAUGGACCUGCCGGUGAACUACAGACCCCCAUCCCAGCUCGGAAUAGCCAUCCCAGUUUCUGAUAACAUUUACAAUGCUGACCCAAGCAAGCCACGGCCUAGACAAUAUUACCAGAUCUCUAAGAAUACUGGAACAUACAAGCAAUGUGCUGGAAAAUCGUCUCAAGCGGAAUGUGGCUGUACAGAGGAGAUGAGGCUUUCGCCGUUAGCUGCACAUUCGGAUUGCAGGAAAAGGGUUUUAAGGUUUUUGUAUCCUGUCAACAAUUUUAACAUCACCUUGUUUCUAACAAGAUCUGGGCACGACAACCAGCCCCUAAAGGCGCCUCAGUUUGUCACUGUAACCGAAAUUAACAACAGAACUAACUGGCGAAUCACAGGUACCAAUGCUGUUCCAAGCCUGCUGAAAAUGAGGGAGUAUCUGGGGACCAGUCUCAACAGCACCCUGUAUAACCCUGAAGGACUGCAGAUCAGCUUUUAUGGCUCUGAGCUUUUCCAUUUCAGAAUAUCUGUCAUUCCGGGCAUUUCUCUGUGUGACUUGGUAGAAGAAGUUCAGAUUUAUAUUGAUGGUCCUCCUCUGGCAUUUCCAGCGCAGUACCUGAUCAAUACCAUAACUGCAAUUGUUCUGGGAGGAAUCCUUCUGAUUGUUUUUCUCUUGAAACUGUAUGGAGUUAAAUUACCUUCAAAGAGUAGCUUCACAAGCCUAUUCAGGAAACGCAAUUCAGUGACUCCAAUCAGUUGAUUGCUUGAUGCUUGGGUGAGCGGGUGUCUUUUACAAUGCUUUCACUUUGUUUUAAAUAGGUUUGUUUGCCAUCCUUCAGGGUGCAGUUUUCUCAUGCAUUUCCGAAUGCUUACAAUGAUCUGCAAUUUUUUUGUGUACCAUACUUUACCAUACCAUUUUGAGCUUUACCGUUGUUGUUCAUUGCAUGUUUUCACUAUGCUUAAUUACCACAGUUUCUAGUUCUUUAAAACAUUUUGUAUGGGCUAGCUUGACUUGUUAUGUAUUGUUUUAAAUGUGUGCAUUUGCAUUUAGAGCGUUUGUACAUGUGUGUUCUAUAAAAUAAACUAAAG
Polyodon spathula (Mississippi paddlefish) is the source of this 4004-nucleotide messenger RNA. RefSeq names its product cation channel sperm-associated protein subunit beta-like. NCBI's taxonomy places the organism in Eukaryota, Metazoa, Chordata, Actinopteri, Acipenseriformes, Polyodontidae. The coding region runs from base 235 to 3675 and encodes 1146 amino acids. Gene Ontology annotation, cellular component: CatSper complex; cilium. The record is from RefSeq and is a predicted model, not a curated record. The transcript is spliced from 27 exons.